Rhodofomes roseus is the source of this 1700-nucleotide messenger RNA. RefSeq lists its product as uncharacterized. The transcript has 2 exons. Lineage: Eukaryota; Fungi; Basidiomycota; Agaricomycetes; Polyporales; Fomitopsidaceae. The coding region runs from base 234 to 1577 and encodes 447 amino acids. Gene Ontology annotation, molecular function: protein binding. The record is from RefSeq and is a predicted model, not a curated record.
AUGCCCUCUAUCUUCAAGCGUGCUCGUCGUCACGAGUUCACACGUUCGGUCGUUGAUGCGGUCAAGUCGAUAUAUGGAACAGAGAGACGGGAUUCGGACGUCGGUACGUGAGAUGCACGUAUACCUGGUUGCCAUUGGCUAAGUCCGUACUCGACGCAGGCAUACCUUCGCGGAGAUCUCUGUCUCGUGGGCAUAGCCACUCCCGAUCUCGCUACCGCAGAGACCAUCCCGUCAUGAGCCUCCCUGCCGAGCUCCUCGCGCACGUCUUCGUCCUAGGCUCCGAGGAUGACUUCAUGCUUCCACUGGCCGUCUCGCACGUAUGCAGGGCCUGGCGCGCAUUGGCCCUCCACACGCCCGCUCUGUGGCGGCGUGUCGUGCUCGAUGGCAGGCUGCACAUGUGGCAGCAACGCAUCCUCCGCGCGAAGGCCUGCACGCUCGAUAUCCAGCUCGCUCCGCAUCCCCAGGAUUUCGGCGACGUGGUCGUCAUGCCGAUCCUCGACGCGUACACAGUUAUGCAGUACCUGAGCAUCGUCACGCCACUGAUACCGCGCUGGAGAAGCCUCGACAUCAGGUUCGACGCGUACGCACCACUUCUCUGGAACGCGGCCCUGUCCGCCUGUUUCGUGCAAGGCCCCGCCGCGCACGCGCCCUCCAUGCGAGAGCUGAUCCUGAUUUACCCAGGCAACGACGACACGCGGGAGUUCCUGCUCUUCAACGGCAGCGCGCCGAGACUGCGGCGCGUCACGCUCUGCGGGAUCCGCCUGACCUGGGCCCGCUCGCUCUUCCAGGACCUCGAGUACCUGGACUAUACGCACCACGGCUUCACUCGGGGGCAGGACGCCGCGGCGGAGGUGCUCGCGAUGCUCCGCGUCUCCGCACGCCUGUACGAGUUGCGCCUUUCGUUCCCGUGGCGGGGCGACUCGCACUCUGUGGCGUCGCACUCCGUACCGCUCACGGUGGCCCUCCCGCGCCUCCUCACGCUCGUACUGACCGUCGAGGGCCCCGGGAUCCCGAACGCGUUCUUGACGGUCCUGGCGCACGCCUCUUGUCCGGCUCUGCGCACCCUCCGGCUCUACUCUACCUACCCUUUUCAUCGCCCGUCGCUGUUCCCGCAUCUCCGGCAUGUUUCGCGGGUCCUCCCGCCACUCCCUGCGCUGGAGGUCCUGCAUAUCGAGCACGGAUGGCUCGAUCCGCGCUUCAUCUUCCCACUUCUGCUGAGCUUGCCGCGGUUGCGCCACCUGACGUUGAAGGGCGUGCGUGUGACAGGUCCAUUCUUGGUCGGGCUUGCAGAGAACUUGUACGCGAGGCGCGCGCAUACGAGUCUCGCGUCGAGGCUGAAGCUACUGGAGGUGAUCGGAUGCGAUCUGCUCGCCGCUGAAGACAUUGUACAGGCGUUCCGCUUGAAGCCCGGGUGGAGCAGGCACGGCAUCGAGACUAUCCUGAUUCGGGACUGUCCAGGGAUUGGACCCACCGCCUUAGGGAAGCUAGGGACGCUGGGCAUGGACGUGAGAAUAUGGCCUGCAGGAACUAGAAGCGAGAAUACGGCCCAGAGGAAGGUGUUGUAUCGUCAGAUAUGAAGGACCGCGGGAGCUUGGACCCCCUUCGGACUUGGCAAUCUGUGCAUCACACACCCAUAGUCACGAUACCCUAUUCAGCAUCCUUGACACGCGUUUGCGAUUCGAUACAUGCAUCAUCACGUA